This is a messenger RNA of Phacochoerus africanus (Common warthog), 1847 nucleotides long. RefSeq names its product transmembrane serine protease 3 (gene TMPRSS3). Gene Ontology annotation, cellular component: membrane. NCBI's taxonomy places the organism in Eukaryota, Metazoa, Chordata, Mammalia, Artiodactyla, Suidae. Gene Ontology annotation, molecular function: serine-type endopeptidase activity; protein binding. Gene Ontology annotation, biological process: proteolysis. The coding region runs from base 52 to 1416 and encodes 454 amino acids. The record is from RefSeq and is a predicted model, not a curated record. The transcript has 13 exons.
GAGGUGGAGGUGGAAGUGGAGCCCGGCAUCCGAGGCCCUGAAAUAGUCACCAUGGGGGAAAACGACCCUCCCGCUGCUGAAGCCCCUUUCUCCUUCAGAUCGCUCUUCGGCCUGGAUGAUUUGAAAAUAAGUCCCGUCGCACCAGAUGCUGACGCGGUCGCUGCCCAGAUCCUGUCUCUGCUGCCUCUGAAGUUCUUCCCCGUCCUUGUCGUUGGGAUAAUCGCCUUGAUAUUAGCCUUGGCCAUUGGGCUGGGCAUCCACUUUGACUGCUCUGGCAAGUACCGGUGCCGGUCGUCUUUCAAGUGUAUUGAGCUGGCGGCUCGAUGCAACGGGGUUGCCGACUGCAAGGAAGGGGAGGACGAGUACCGAUGUGUCCGCGUGAGCGGUCGGAACGCCGUGCUCCAGGUGUUCACUGCUGCCGCCUGGAGGACCGUGUGCUCCGAGGACUGGAAGGCCCACCACGCAUCUGUCGCCUGUGCCCAGCUGGGGUUUCCCAGCUAUGUGAGUUCAGACACCCUCAGAGUGGACCUGCUUGAGGAGCCGUUCCGAGAGGACUUCGUUUCCAUCAACCACCUCCUGCCGGACGACAAAGUGACCGCCCUCCACCAUGCGGUGUAUGUGAGGGAAGGAUGUGCCUCGGGUCACGUGGUUACCUUGACGUGCUCAGCCUGCGGUCGGAGAAUGGGCUCCAGCCCACGUAUCGUAGGUGGAAAUGCGUCCUCACUGGCACAGUGGCCCUGGCAGGCCAGCCUGCAGUUCCAGGGCUACCACUUGUGCGGGGGAUCCGUCAUCACCCCCGUGUGGGUGGUCACCGCUGCCCACUGUGUUUACGAUCUCUACCUCCCCAAAUCCUGGACCAUCCAGGUGGGCCUGGUUUCCCUGCUGGACAGCCCAGCCCCCUCCCAUCUGGUAGAAAAAAUCAUCUACCACAGCAAGUACAAGCCCAAGAGGUUGGGCAGUGACAUCGCCCUCAUGAAGCUGGCGGGGCCUGUCGCUUUCAACGAGAUGAUCCAACCAGUUUGUCUGCCCAACUCUGAAGAGAACUUUCCUGAUGGGAAAAUGUGCUGGACAUCAGGAUGGGGGGCCACGGAGGACGGAGCUGGCGACGCCUCUCCGGUCCUCAACCACGCGGCCGUGCCUUUGCUCUCCAACAAGCUCUGCAACCACAGGGACGUGUACGGGGGCCUCAUCUCCCCGUCCAUGCUCUGUGCAGGCUACCUGAAAGGCGGGGUGGACAGCUGCCAGGGGGACAGCGGGGGGCCCCUGGUGUGUCAGGAGAGGACGGUGUGGAAGCUGGUGGGAGCCACAAGCUUUGGCAUCGGCUGCGCUGAGGCGAACAAGCCUGGGGUCUAUACCCGCAUCACAUCCUUCCUGGACUGGAUUCACGAGCAGAUGGAGAGGGACCUGAAAACGUGAAGACGAAGAGGCAUGUUCCCACCUUGAGUUCCUGCCAAGCUGGAGACCCCCCCCCCCGUCCUUCCGUGGCUUCCUGUGUGGAAACUUCUGGCAGCGGAGCCAAAAGAACCCGCAUCUCUCCGUUCCCCCACCUCCAGAACAGCUGUCUGCGGACAAGCCAGAGGGGCUUCGGAUCAAAAUGGCCCUGAACCUCCUUUCCCAUCCUCACCCAGAGAAGAAGCAGGAACGCCUCCCAAAUGCUCCCUUUUCCCACCCGUUCACCUGGGUUUCCUCCCGGCAACGUGGACCCGUGGGAGGGAGCUGUCUGCACACUUUUGUCCAGGCUCAGAACCUAACACUUCCUACCAGGAUCUCUUUUCACACGUGGGGACGGACCCUAUAAGGGAUUAUUGUCUUGAGGUUUAUUUCUAUUAUUUCUUUGUAGCCUCUGG